This is a messenger RNA of Panthera uncia (snow leopard), 1730 nucleotides long. RefSeq names its product sorting nexin 32 (gene SNX32). The record is from RefSeq and is a predicted model, not a curated record. NCBI's taxonomy places the organism in Eukaryota, Metazoa, Chordata, Mammalia, Carnivora, Felidae. Bases 17 to 1378 code for a protein of 453 amino acids. The transcript has 11 exons. Gene Ontology annotation, molecular function: phosphatidylinositol binding. Gene Ontology annotation, cellular component: endosome.
GGGGCCGUGGUCAGUCAUGUCCGAAACCUCCCCUCCCCGGCAGCCCUCCUCCAUAUCAGUGGACCCGCAGGGAGACAGCUCCUUACAGGUGGAGAUCUCUGAUGCAGUGAGUGAGCGGGACAAGGUGAAAUUCACUGUUCAAACCAAGAGCUGCCUCCCUCACUUCGCCCGAACGGAAUUCUCAGUUGUGCGGCAGCACGAGGAGUUCAUCUGGCUCCAUGAUGCCUACGUGGAAAAUGAGGAGUACGCCGGCCUCAUUAUCCCCCCAGCCCCUCCAAGGCCAGACUUUGAGGCUUCGAGGGAAAAGCUGCAGAAGUUGGGUGAGGGGGAUAGCUCCAUCACGCGGGAAGAGUUUGCCAAAAUGAAGCAGGAGCUGGAAGCGGAGUACCUGGCAAUCUUCAAGAAGACAGUUGCAAUGCAUGAGGUCUUUCUGCAACGCCUGGCGGCCCACCCCACCCUGCGUCGAGACCACAACUUCUUUGUCUUUUUGGAAUAUGGCCAGGAUGUGAGCUGGGCCAGAGCACUGGGGUCACCCUCGGGGGCAGGGGGCACGAUGCUAGGUGGGCUCAAGCCUCUGUCUCAUCAGCUCCACAAGUGGCAUGUGCCUGGGGUGGGAAGUGCAAAUGCCCUCCCCAACAUCACACUCUCCCCAUGUGUGCUUCAGCUCAGUGUCCGAGGAAAGAACAGGAAGGAGCUCCUUGGGGGAUUUCUGAGGAAUAUUGUGAAGUCUGCAGAUGAAGCCCUCAUCACCAGCAUGUCAGGGCUCAAGGAGGUGGAUGACUUCUUUGAGCAUGAGAGGACCUUCCUGCUGGAGUACCACACCCGGAUCCGGGAUGCCUGCCUGCGGGCAGACCGUGUCAUGCAGUCCCACAAGUGCCUGGCAGAUGAUUAUAUCCCUAUCUCUGCUGCACUGAGCAGUCUGGGAACACAGGAGGUCAACCAGCUAAAGACGAGCUUCCUCAAAUUGGCAGAACUCUUUGAACGACUAAGGAAGCUGGAAGGCCGAGUGGCCUCUGACGAGGACCUCAAGCUGUCAGACAUGCUGAGAUACUACAUGCGAGACUCACAGGCGGCCAAGGACCUGCUGUACCGGCGGCUGCGGGCGCUGGCCGACUACGAGAACGCCAACAAGGCACUGGACAAGGCACGUACUAGGAACCGGGAGGUGCGGACCGCGGAGAGCAACCAGCAACUGUGCUGCCGACGCUUCGAACGCCUCUCUGACUCGGCCAGGCAGGAGCUCAUGGAUUUCAAGUCCCGCCGUGUGUCCUCCUUCCGCAAGAACCUCAUUGAGUUGGCAGAGCUGGAGCUCAAACACGCCAAGGCCAGCACCCUCCUUCUCCGGAACACCCUUGUCGCGCUCAAGGGGGAGCCUUAGAGCAGCCAGAGCCUGCUCUGGGGACUUUUAGUGGCAAGAGCCCCCCCCUUCUCACCCCGACAAGAUGUCACCCCCACAGCAGCCACUAGCCAGGCCCCAUGACCUCCCAGGGCAAGGGCAAGCCCAAGCCCUACUCCCACCCAAAGGUGUCAGGUCCUACGAAAGGAAGAUAGGGCAGCAUGAGUACCAUCCUUGGUCACAGGUAAGCAGAACCCCAACUUUGGGGAGGCCUGGGACCUGGACCUCCCUCCUCUCCUGGGGACCAAGGGGCAGCCCCCACACCUUGUCCCCCACCCCACCCCCAGAGUUCAUUUGUCCCCAUCCUGUUCACAAAUAAAGAACUUGGUUCUUG